Messenger RNA from Cuculus canorus (common cuckoo), 1559 nucleotides. It is a transcript of the gene SUGT1, whose product is annotated as SGT1 homolog, MIS12 kinetochore complex assembly cochaperone. NCBI's taxonomy places the organism in Eukaryota, Metazoa, Chordata, Aves, Cuculiformes, Cuculidae. Gene Ontology annotation, molecular function: protein-folding chaperone binding. The transcript is spliced from 13 exons. Bases 135 to 1124 code for a protein of 329 amino acids. The record is from RefSeq and is a predicted model, not a curated record. Gene Ontology annotation, biological process: protein stabilization.
UCUGCGCGCGGGCUUGUUCCCGUCAGCCUCUGCGCGCGGGCCCGGGCGUUCUUGCCCCGUUCCCGUCAGCCCUUGCGCACGGGAACGGGCGGUCGCGGCGCCUCGGCGGCUCCAGAACGUUCCCGGUGGCGGCGAUGGCGGCGGCGGCUCCUUCUCCGCGGUUCUCGGAGGCGGACAUCGACCGGGACCCGGGGGCGGCGGCGCAGGAACUGACAACAGCUUUGGAAAAGAAUCCAGAUGAUGCUGAAUAUUAUUGUCAACGAGCUUAUGCUCACAUUCUUCUACAGAAAUAUGCUGAUGCAGUUGCAGAUGCAAAAAAGUCCCUAGAACUCAACCCAAAUAAUGCUGUAGCACUCCUUAGAAAAGGGUUAGGUGAAUAUCAUAUCAAAAACUACGUAUCUGCUCUAGAGUCUUUCAGAGAGGGACAGAAGUUGGACAAUGUAGAUGAUACCUUUACUAUUUGGAUUAAAAGAUGCGAAGAAACACUGAAUGUGUCUCAGACGGAAGGGAAUGCACAGCAGCAGCCUUUGCCACCAAAGAUCAAAUAUGACUGGUACCAAACAGAAUCUCAUGUAAUUGUGACAAUAAUGAUCAAGAAUGCGCAGAAGGAUGAUGUCAGUGUGCAGUUCUCGGAGAAAGAGAUGAAUGCAUCAGUGAGACUUCCAUCAGGUGAAGACUGCAACUUGAAGCUUGUUCUUCUUCAUUCUAUAUUGCCAGAGCAAAGUACGUUUAAAGUGCUUUCAACAAAGGUUGAGAUAAAACUGAAGAAGCCAGAGGCUGUAAGAUGGGAGAAGCUGGAGGGCCAGGGAGAUUCUCCUAAGUUAAAGCAGAUUACACCAGAUACUCAGCACUUAUAUCCGUCAUCCUCUCACUAUAUGAGGAACUGGGACAAGCUGGUAGUUGAAAUCAAAGAAGAGGAGAAGAAUGAGAAGUUAGAAGGAGAUGCUGCAUUAAAUAAACUCUUCCAGCAAAUUUAUUCAGAUGGUACAGAUGAAGUGAAACGUGCCAUGAACAAAUCAUUUAUGGAGUCUGGAGGCACAGUUCUGAGCACCAACUGGUCUGAUGUUGGUAAAAGGAAGGUAGAAGUAAAUCCUCCUGAUGACAUGGAAUGGAAACAAUUCUAAUCUUAUUUUUUAUCUUUUACCAUGUAUGUGUUGCCAUAGUCAUGUACUGACCACAGUGUAUGGACAUAACAUUCUUGUAUUCAAAGCACUGAAUGUUCACUUGGAAACAGGGAUUGUCUUUGCAUUUUGCGUGCUUUAGGAAUUCCCUCAUCUGCAGAUGUUAAAGAUAUACUCAAGAGUGGAACCCUGUUUUUGUCAUCUCUGUCUAAUUUUUGGAAAUCGAGUCAAUCGCAGUCUAAAUUUUCUACCACUUUUAUCAGCUCUACUCUUUGGGGAUGGGGAGAUAUCUAAUGGGCUGGUCAGGAUUAUUGCCUUACACCCAAUGUUUCUGUUCAAUAACUUAUUAGAUUUUGGCAACUUUGGGUAAAAACACUUUUCAACAACAGUGUUAAAAUUGUUUGCUCUUAAUUCUGCUUAAUAAAACUGUAAAUAUAA